GGUUACUAUGGGAAUGCCGUUGCGUGCUGUAUGAUUGGCCGGCAGGGUGGAGGGACACGUCUGCCGCUCGGAUUGGUCAGGAGGCCCGGCCUCUGCUUCCCCGCCUGAAGGGCGCGGCGGAGCGGGACAGGGCGAUGAAGGCGCUCAUCCUGGUGGGCGGCUACGGCACCCGGCUGCGGCCGUUGACGCUCAGCACCCCGAAGCCGCUGGUGGAGUUCUGCAACAAGCCUAUGCUGCUGCACCAGCUGGAGGCUCUGCGCCAGGCGGGCGUCGAUCACGUGAUCCUGGCUGUCAGCUACAUGUCGGAGGUGCUGGAGGGGGCGAUGCGGGAGCAGGAGCAGCGGCUGGGCAUUCGCAUCUCCCUGUCCCAUGAGAAGGAGCCACUGGGCACAGCGGGGCCCCUGGCGCUGGCCCGGGAGCUGCUGACUGAGAGCUCGGAGCCUUUCUUCGUCCUUAAUAGCGACGUGAUCUGCGACUUCCCAUUCACAGACAUGGUGCGCUUCCACAAGCGCCACGGCAAGGAGGGCUCCAUCGUGUCAUCCCACAGGGAGGUGCCUUGCAGUGACUUUGCCUUGCAGGUGACAAAGGUGGAGGAGCCCUCCAAGUACGGGGUGGUGGUGUGCGAAGCUGAGACAGGACGCAUCCAUCGCUUUGUGGAGAAACCCCAGGUGUUUGUCUCAAAUAAGAUAAAUGCCGGCAUGUACAUCUUCAACCCCAGCCUCCUGCUCAGGAUCCAGCUGCGGCCCACCUCCAUAGAAAAGGAGAUCUUCCCGGUGAUGGCUCAGGAUGGGGAGCUCUAUGCCAUGGAGUUGCAGGGCUUCUGGAUGGACAUUGGGCAGCCCAAGGACUUUCUGACGGGAAUGUGCAUGUUCCUGCAGUCGCUGAGGGUCCAGCACCCAGAGAGGCUGCAUGCAGGCCCUGGCUUCAUGGGGAACGUGCUGGUGGACCCAAGUGCUCAGAUUGGUGAGAACUGCACGAUUGGCCCCAAUGUCACCAUUGGGGCUGGGGUGGUGGUGGAAGAUGGGGUACGGAUCAAGCGCUGCACCAUCCUGAAAGGCUCCCGUAUCCGCUCCCACUCCUGGCUAGAGUCCUGCAUUGUUGGCUGGCUGUCGUCUGUGGGUCAGUGGGUGCGGAUGGAGAACGUGACAGUGCUGGGUGAGGACGUCAUUGUCAAUGAUGAGCUCUAUCUCAAUGGGGCCAACGUGCUGCCACACAAGUCUAUCGCCGAGUCGGUACCGGAACCACGCAUCAUCAUGUAGCUGCUGGGCCAGGCCUGCUACUGAACUGUUAACACUUUGUUUCCUGGAGCAAAGCCCUGCAUGCAGGGGUGGGUACAGGAGCUGGCUCUGCUGGCACAGCAUCUCUGCCAGGAUGCCUGGGAGGGAUUCACAGCAGGGAGCAGCACUAGGCCCUCAUGGGCUGCAAGGAGCUAGGGGCUAAUGGGGGUUUGUAGCCAUGGGGCUGCUGUCAGGGGGCAGCAGGGGGAAGAGCUCUAUCCUGUAGCAGCAAAAAGUGUUCAGGAAAAGUAGGAGGCCACAGCUGCAACAUGCCUGUGCUGGUAGGAGCCAGGUGUGCUGCUGAGGGCCAGGCCUACAGAGCCCUACCCAAUACAAUUACACUGUUGAAAAGUG
Molecule: messenger RNA, 1631 nt
Organism: Dermochelys coriacea (leatherback sea turtle)
Lineage: Eukaryota; Metazoa; Chordata; Testudines; Dermochelyidae
Gene: GMPPB
Product: GDP-mannose pyrophosphorylase B
Exons: 10
Coding region: 135-1259 (374 amino acids)
Biological process (GO): cell wall mannoprotein biosynthetic process; GDP-mannose biosynthetic process
Cellular component (GO): cytoplasm
Molecular function (GO): GTP binding; mannose-1-phosphate guanylyltransferase (GTP) activity
Source: RefSeq, a predicted model, not a curated record